Messenger RNA from Guillardia theta CCMP2712, 2326 nucleotides. RefSeq lists its product as hypothetical. Gene Ontology annotation, molecular function: glutamate-cysteine ligase activity. Gene Ontology annotation, biological process: glutathione biosynthetic process. NCBI's taxonomy places the organism in Eukaryota, Cryptophyceae, Pyrenomonadales, Geminigeraceae. The transcript is spliced from 8 exons. The record is from RefSeq and is a predicted model, not a curated record. The coding region runs from base 1 to 2289 and encodes 762 amino acids.
AUGGAACGGUUGAGGGGGGGAGGACUGCUUGUUCAGGGGACUCCCUUGAUGUGGGAGGACUCGCUGCCUUGGCUCAGCUACGUGCGCGAGCAUGGUGUCUUGCAGUUCAUUCACACCUACUACGCGCACAAGGGAAGAAACGGCGAGAAGCUGCUGUGGGGGGAAGAGCUGGAGUAUCAGAUUCUCAAGGUUGAUAGAGAGAACAAGAAGGUGAGGAUCUCUCUGCGCGGGGCUGAAGUGCUCGAAACCCUGAGGGGUAGAGAGGACAAGAGCGGGAGGUCGGACAACCGCAAGGAGGCAUGCGCAUGGCACCCGGAGUACGGGGCAUGGAUGAUUGAAGGCACUCCCAGGAUGCCAUUUGGAGGGUUUGUGCGCGAUCUGCGCAGAGUGGAGCUGUCGAUGCGGUUGAGGAGAAGGAGGAUCCUCGCGGCUCUGAGUAAGGACGAGAUCGUCCCCACCAUCACCGCCUUCCCUAUGAUGGGCACGCAAGACUUCACUGACCCUCCCACAGAGCCCAACGGCCCCGUCGCUCAGUCGGACACUUGCUCUGAUGCCGUCAUCAACGGACACCCGAGGUUCGCGACGCUGACCGGAAACAUCCGGAAGAGGAGGGGAUCAAAGGUGAACAUCAAAGUGCCCUUGUUCUUGGACUCCAAGACGGAAGAGAGGUGCGCCAACGAGACCAUCCCCAACCCCGACGAGCCUCUUCGCAUGUCUGGCUUCGACAACUGGACUUGCCCGCGACGGCACACGAUCGAGAUGGACUGCAUGGCAUUUGGCAUGGGCAUGUGCUGCUUGCAAGUCACUUUUCAGGCUCGCGACAUCCACGAGUCGCGUCAUCUCUACGAUCAGCUUGCGGUCCUCACCCCAAUCAUGCUCGCCCUGUCUGCCUCCACCCCCAUCCUUAAGGGAAGGCUGGCAGACACUGACGUCCGCUGGGCUACCAUCGCUGCUUCCGUUGACGACCGGACGCCGCAGGAGCGAGGGCUGGAGGUGUGUGCUCCCUCGCACAAGGGGCAGAUGGGAUGGAUGGCAGGAGGAGGCGCAAGAGCUCUGCCCAAGUCGAGGUACGAAUCUAUCUCCUCCUACAUCUGCGACUGCAAGCAGGGAUCAGACCCGACCUCCUCGCUGGACAAGUACAACGACAUUCCCUGCCCCAUUGACGAGACUUCCUACGAGACUCUGAUCGCCGCCGGCAUCGACAAGAAGCUCGCAAGGCACAUCGCUCAUCUCUUCGUGCGGGACCCGCUGGUCAUCUACAGCGAGCGGAUUCACAUCCCCGACUCCGACUCCACCGACCACUUUGAGAACAUUCAGUCAACCAACUGGCAGACGGUGCGCUGGAAACCUCCUCCUCCCGGCAGCGACGUUGGCUGGCGCGUCGAGUUCCGCUCGAUGGAGGUGCAGCUGACAGACUUUGAGAACGCAGCCUUCACGGUGAUGACGGUGCUGAUCUCGCGAGUGCUGCUCUACUUCCGGCUCAACCUCUACAUGCCUCUCUCCAAGGUCGACAAGAACAUGCAGGAGGCUCACCGACGCGACGCGGCGACUGAGGGGAAGUUCUGGUUCCGAAAGCACAUGGCCAUCACUGAGGAGCUCGAGGACGGACAGACGCACGACGAGUGCGAGCUGAUGAGCAUCUACGAGAUUCUGACAGGAAAAGGCACUCACUUCCCCGGGCUCCUCCCACUCGUCUUCGCCUACCUCGACAACAUCGGAUGCGACACGCUGACACGCGACUCCGUGAGACGAUAUGCGAUGCUGCUGGAGAAGAGAGCCAAGGGUGACCUUUUGACUGCCUCCGCAUGGAUUCGCAAGUUUGUGAAGCAGCACCCUCGGUACAACAACGACUCGGUGGUCACUGACGAGAUCGCCUAUGACCUCUUGAUUGCAUGCUCCGAUAUUGGUGAGGGCAGACGAAAGGCCCCUGACGUCUUUGGGAAUGUGGUCAUCGAGCCGCUCACCAAGGAUGGAGCGUACGAGGUGUCGCUGGAGUCAACGCCGCUGGACCAGAAACAGAGAAGUCUACUGAUUGAAAAGUAUCGGAUGAGGGCGCUUGACAACAAGGAGAAAGGAACGUCAAUCUCUGACGGCUGGACAAGUCCAGUAGAGGAGCAGGUCAUGGAGGCAACUGGACGAACCCCCCCCGAAUGUCGCCUGUGCGUCACCUCUCAUGCCUGCCGCUGCGCCAGUACGGAGGGCGAAAAAGUGAAGCGAAGUCUAUCGGCUGGUCUGGACGAUGAGAGUGAAGAAUUCUCACAAGCAGCAAGAGAAGCUGUAGAUUCAUAACCUUGUAGAUCAAUCUUUAAACUUCUCCUUCACGUCU